This is a messenger RNA of Arachis stenosperma, 1296 nucleotides long. RefSeq lists its product as uncharacterized. The transcript is spliced from 4 exons. Bases 1 to 1296 code for a protein of 431 amino acids. Lineage: Eukaryota; Viridiplantae; Streptophyta; Magnoliopsida; Fabales; Fabaceae. The record is from RefSeq and is a predicted model, not a curated record.
AUGGCCGUCUAUGAAACUACAUUCUUCUCAGACAUUCCAUCAAACACCUUGCGAACGUCACCAAUCUUUCCACAUUUUCCGUACAUAUCAACCAAACAGGAAGGGAUUGAUAGGGACUAUGAUGAUUGUGAGAAAAAUGAUGAGGUUGAGAAAGAAGUCGAUCCAAAUGACUUAGAGAAGUUGGAUGACUCGUCUACUGACGAUGAUAGCGAUGGCAGUAAGAAAGAUGAGCUGUAUAAACAACCACCAGCUGGUUAUGAAAGUGGGAGUGAGAGUGGUGAAGAUGAUGAGGGCAGAAGGGUUAGAGCUGCCAAAGGGAAGGGGAAACAAGUGUCUCCAUCAUCGAGAAAAGGGCCCAGCACAAGCAGGCCAGGAAGACAGCCCAAUAAAUCUAGGCCUGCUAGGGAUCCCAGCAUGAGGCCAGCCAUUGCAGAGUAUGUCAGUGAUGCAGACACAGAUCAUGAGGACAUUGUGUUUGAGUACGAGUUUGAAGAGCUGCAUACUCCUGUCUCAUUGGAGGAUGAAGGGAACAAACCACACUGGCCUGAAUUUGAUGAACAAUAUGGCUUUGGAGAAGGCAGAUUUGAUCUAGGCACAAGAUUCGCUACAAUAGAGAGGUUCAAGAAGGUUGUGAAGGAUUCAUUUAUUACUGAGGGGAGGGAGUUGGUCUGGAUUAAAAAUGAUAAGGAAAGGGUUAGAGUUGGCUGCAAGAGUGAGAAUUGUCCCUGGAUUGCUCACCUCUCAUACAAUAAACAGCUGCAGUGUUUCCAAGUGAAAAGUUAUAGGAGUGAACAUACGUGCGCAAGAGAUCUGGGAAGCAAUGCAGCUGACCAACACUGGAUCAGCAAAAAAGUGGAGAAAAAGAUGAUCACUCAUCCCCACAUGAACACACAUGAGGCUAUUGAUUUUUUAAGAGAAGAAUUUGAUCUAGUUCUACACCCUAAAAUGGUUUACAGAGCUGUGAAGGAAGCCAAAGACAAGAUCAUGGGCAAUGAGAUAGAACAGUAUGGGAAUCUGAGGGACUAUCUAAUGGAGAUACAUAGAAGCAAUCCAAGGUCUACUGCCUUGCUGGACGUUAUUUUCCAGCCACAAGCACCCGCAACAUUCGACAAAAUGUAUAUAUGUUUCGACGCCUGCAAGAUGGGAUUUAAGAGUGGAUGCAGGCCGUUGAUUCAUUUGGAUGGAGCAUUCCUCAAGACCUAUCAUGGGGGCCAAUUGCUGUCUGCUGUGACACAAGAUGCUAAUAAUCAGUUUUAUGUGAUUGCCUAUGCUGUGGCAAGGUCUGAAUCAAAAUAG